Paramisgurnus dabryanus is the source of this 3444-nucleotide messenger RNA. The record is from RefSeq and is a predicted model, not a curated record. Lineage: Eukaryota; Metazoa; Chordata; Actinopteri; Cypriniformes; Cobitidae.
UGCAAUGGUUCCGCCCGGAUAUAUGUAAAGAUUUAUUUCACAUCUUCUCGUUGGACAUCCACGUUCUAAAUGUCAGUAAAGACCAGAGAAGAUUUGAAUUACAGCUCCGAGAGAUUUUAGGCGUUGGUGCCACGAGUCCCCCUCCAGACUGCUGAGAGAAACAGUCCAGACUUCAAACCAAAAAAACAAAACACAGUCUCAAAACCACAUCGCUAAGCCAGCUGGCAGACUGCCUUUCCCUGAGCUGCUGUUCCCACAGGGAGGAAAACUCUGUUUGGUGUGGACGUAUUGAACUCAGAGCGCCACCAGGUGAGCAAGAAUGAGCCUGGAAAGACAAUCAAAGGGUGUUGACCUGGCUGCCCUGCAGGAGCGCCUCUCUGGCCUGUGGAACAGGAAAGAGCAGGAGGAGUUGCGACAGGUUUUAGCAGAGAGCUUCUCGCAGAUGAAGGAGCCUUUAGCUGAGCUGCUGGAUGUGCUGGAGGUCUGUCUUACCACCACACAGAAGAGCAAGUCUACAACCCUGUUUCAGUUUAUUCUAACAGAGUUUAUGCGCUGGAGGACAAAUAAUCCCAAGGCCAGUUUAAAAAGUCUCAAGGAUGAAGAGAGACUGAGUUUACAGCAGCAAGCAUUGGGACUCCUAACAGACUCACAGCCAGGGUACAUGGAUCCACUGCUGGCCAUUUACCAGCUGAGCUCACUGGAGAAACCACUGUUGAUAAACCAUGUGUCCUUCCUGCACGACUGCUGCUGGUACAAAGAGGCGGUGGUGUUCAGUGUCAAAUUGGAACUUCAGAAAGAUCUUGACAUGGAGACGAUGUGUGUUCCUCUCAUUCUCCUGGAUAAGCUGCCAUUAGUGGAGAUGUAUGUGCGCGACCACCCAAACCUGCAGCUGCGGGUUGUGACUCUGCUGGACUCGUGGUGUGAUCCAGACUUUAACAUCCAGACUCUGCUCAGUCAGUACCCACAGCUGGUUCUCUCCAAGCAUCAGACGGAUCAGAUUCAGCCCAAACUCCUCAGCAAACACGUCUUCAGGCUAAUGGAAAAAUUCGGCAUCGACCCCAGUCUGUGCCCAAAUUCGGUCUACAAGAGAAAACUGGAUUCACUGAAGUUUCUUAUGUACAAGACCUUUGGAGAUAAAACAAUGUCUGAAGACAAUUGGAAAGAUCAUGUACAGGCUAUGGUUGAAGGUAACACAGAGCUACAGGUUCAGUUGUUGCAGCUGUUGGUUAAGCACUGCAGCCUCCAGACCGCUGCCCAGUGGGCCGCGCAUUACAGCGUACCCAGAGACAGGCUUCCCAUCGGGGUGUGGGACAAAAUUCAGAGCCUCUCCCCCCAGCAGCUAGAGAUGAAUUCUGUGAGCGCCCAGCCUGAGUCAUGGAUGCCCCCUCAAUCUGAUCAGAAAAAAUACUACCAGCUUCCUCUGGCCAGAGAAAACGUUCACUUUGUAGAGACAUUAGAUAAACUUGAGCUGUGCAAAGAGGCUGUUUUAAAGGAUGGCUGUGUGGUGGGAAUAGACAUGGAAUGGAGAGCUGGUUUUGGCACCGUGUCCUCUCAGCAUGUGGCUCUUAUCCAGCUGGCCGUACAGGGACAGGUGUUUCUGUUGGACCUGUGCGCUCAUGGCAUCAGUCAGCAUAAUGCCAUAGUGGACUUCAUCAGAGUUUUGCUUUCACACAAGAACAUCCUCAAACUGGGUUAUGGGAUGUCUGGAGACUUGAAAAGUCUGGUCAGCACUUGGCCUGAGCUGAAGGAAGAACCAUUAAAGAUGGAAGGGGUUCUAGAUCUUCUCCACGUCCAUCAAGAGCUUCAGCGCUGUUGGGUGGGUAACAGAGGGCGUCGGUCAGUGGAGGUGAGUGAGGGUCCGGCAGAGAAGGGUCUGAGUCUGUUGGUGCAGCAGGUGCUUGGGAAACCGGUGAAUAAAAUCGAGCAGCUUUCCAACUGGGAACGGCGGCCACUCCGGACCAGUCAACUCCGUUACGCAGCUGCUGAUGCAUACUGUCUGCUAGAUGUCUACCUCGCCCUAUCAAAGGACCCUAAGGUAUAUGGAUUGCCAGAUGACCUCCGCUCCAUUCACUCCACCCAACUAACCAAAAGUCGUGAGGAGAAGAAACCCAAAGACAAGAGCAAGCAAAGGAGAAGAGAGGCUCGGCAGAACGCGAACGAGCCCCAGUGUGUAGUGGAUGAGUGCCUCUCUGUGAAUUCGGAGGACCAGGGGCCCACCAUCACCCCACAUGAGCUACGGGUGGUCUGCGAUAACAUGCUACAGGGUCUGGGCCGUUACCUGCGCUGUCUGGGGGUGGACGUUAAGAUGCUGGAAAACACAGAUGACCAUAAAGUAGCGGCAGAGCUGGCUCGUGCCGAAGGUCGUGUGAUCCUCACCGCAGGUCAGCCCUACCAAACACUAAGGUCCCAGGUUGCAGAGGGCCGCUGUCUGACUCUGGACUGCUCAGAAAAAGCACGCGACCAGGCCAUGCACGUUCUCAGGCAUUUUCACGUCCACCUUACCCCCGCAGACAUCUUCAGUCGAUGCCAGGCCUGUAACUGUGAUGAGUACCUGAAGCUGGCCAGAGAGGAUAUGACACGUAUGAUGAAAGAAAGAGGUCUUCUUCAAAACAUUGUUUCCAAACGGGAUGAUUACAUGCUGCAGGCUGAGACACAAGCAGAUUACAAUAUCUGGAGGUCCCCAGAGGCCCCCGACUUUACCCCUCGCUGCCGCUGGGCCCCACAUACUGCCCUGGACCCCCAGACCUUUAAAUUCCCCAGCGGGGCCGAAGUUCAGCUCGAGACCGUGCCCCCGGGGCUCCUUCCACGCAUUCCAGUUUACUUCAUCUGCACUGGCUGUGGAAAGGUGUUCUGGGAAGGGACCCACUUUGAUAAAGUGCUGUCACAGUUUCAAGAGGUGCUUCAUAUUGAAAAUGCAUAAGAUCAACUUGGAGAAAUUCCAGGUGUGAUGGCGUGACAAUGUCGCGCUGUUUGUUUUUCACAGUGAAGAAUGUCAGUAGUAGUUUUUUAUUAUUAUUUUUAUGUAUUUUUUUUAUUAAUUACUGCACAUGCAGCAGUUAAUAUUGUUGGAAGUUUAAAGCUGCUUUGCAUUGUAAAAUAUAAAUGUUUACACUGGUUGUUCUUUCAAUAUAGGCCAAGAAAUGUAUUUUUUUUUUUUUAGACAACCUUGAUGUUAAUUUUGUGCAAAACACAUAAUUUUUAUAAGCUUUUAAAACUCUGUUCUAUUUUUUUUUUUUUUUUUGAAAAUCUGACACGGUUCAUGUUUAGUUCUCAAAUCUGUAAAUCUUUUGAACUACAAAAAUGUCUCGCCAGUGCUGAAUUCAUGCCAGCGUCCGUUUUCCUUCCAUGUUUUUAAGGACGAUUUGUUCAUAAGAGGAUGAGCAGUGCACACAGUGUCUUUCAAGCUGCCCUUCCAAGUCCAAUAAAACAUGCUUAAAAAAAACA